Messenger RNA from Anthostomella pinea, 846 nucleotides. NCBI's taxonomy places the organism in Eukaryota, Fungi, Ascomycota, Sordariomycetes, Xylariales, Xylariaceae. The record is from the annotation of a GenBank genome assembly.
AUGUUUAACCUCCGCCGCGUCGUCGUCAGCGCCCUGCUGCUCGCCGGCCUGAGCGCCAUCUGCUUCUCGCAGACUGCCGCCGCCGUCAAGGGUCCCAAGAUCACCCACAAGGUCUACUUCGACAUCACCCACGGCGAUGAGCCCCUGGGCCGCGUCGUCAUGGGUCUCUACGGCAAGACCGUGCCCAAGACCGCCGAAAACUUCCGUGCCCUUGCCACUGGCGAGAAGGGCUUCGGCUACGAGGGCUCUUCCUUCCACCGUGUCAUCAAGAACUUCAUGAUCCAGGGUGGUGACUUCACCAAGGGUGACGGCACCGGCGGAAAGUCCAUCUACGGCGACAAGUUCCCCGACGAGAACUUCAAGCUCACGCACGCCAAGGAGGGUCAACUGUCCAUGGCGAACGCCGGCAAGGACACCAACGGCUCCCAGUUUUUCAUCACCACCGUCAUCACCUCGUGGCUCGAUGGCCGACACGUUGUCUUCGGCGAGGUUCUGGAGGGCAUGGAUAUCGUGAAGAAAAUUGAGUUUGCCCCGACCAAGCCCGGCGACAAGCCUGUCGAUACGGUCAAGAUUGCGAAGAGCGGCGAGCUGGAGGUACCACCUGAAGAUCCAGCUAUCUACGGAAUUGCCGGAUGGGCUGCAGGAUACUCGAAUGAGGAGGAGAAUCCCUUUAGUGAGACGGCGGCCCCGUCUGCCGGCUGGUCUGUCGUCCAGAAGGCUCUCCUCUUCGCUGUCAUUCUUGCCGCGGUUGCCUUCUACGUCCGCCUGUCAAGCCGUAAGCACGACCGUGAGGACCGGCUUAAGAACGACCGAGAUGACCUGGGCUAUGAGAAGUCGAUGGCUUAG